This is a messenger RNA of Plasmodium knowlesi strain H, 1926 nucleotides long. RefSeq names its product rRNA (cytosine-C(5))-methyltransferase, putative. Gene Ontology annotation, molecular function: RNA binding; rRNA (cytosine-C5-)-methyltransferase activity. The transcript has a single exon. The coding region runs from base 1 to 1926 and encodes 641 amino acids. NCBI's taxonomy places the organism in Eukaryota, Apicomplexa, Aconoidasida, Haemosporida, Plasmodiidae. Gene Ontology annotation, biological process: maturation of LSU-rRNA; rRNA base methylation. Gene Ontology annotation, cellular component: nucleolus. The record is from RefSeq and is a predicted model, not a curated record.
AUGGAAAACAACGAUGAGGGAAAAAAUGCUCCCAGGGAGGAAGACGUCCAAAAUGGAGAAAGCGGUGGAAAAACCUUUGCCCUUUUCGAAAAUGAGAACUUUGAAUUGAAUGCAAGUGAUGAUGAGUUCGAGUCGGGGAGCGCCGAGGGGGAUGACGCGGAAGAUGGCGAGUGCACUGAGGAGGUGGACCAAGACGAUGGUGAUGAAAGCGGGUCCCAGAGUGAAGACAUGUCCUACGGCGAUUUGAGUUGCGACGGGGGUAACGAUGACGAGGAUGAGGAGGAUGACGAUGACGAUAACGAUAACGACGGAGACGGUAAGGGGGAGAACCCAUCUGGGGAAGAUGGUAACGAUGUGGAUGAGGAGGAUCCCCAAGCGGGCGACACAACACAGGGGAUAACAGACGUGAGAGCACAAGUAUCUGGAAUGCUCAAAAGGAAAAACAAAAAAAAGUGGAUCAACCAGGAGGAACAAAUCUACAAGGACGAAAUAGGAGUCUACAGAAAAGGGAAACUGAUGAAGAGCGAAGAUAUUGAGGAUCGUAUGAAGUAUCUCCUGCUGCUAUUCAGCGAAAGGGAGAAGGUGAUUAAAUUACCUUCCGCAGGGGGGAAGGCAAAAGUAAACAAAGCAAGCAUUGUGAAAGAGCUUCUAUUUUAUUACACCUAUUUCUAUGAGUACAGUGAGGAGUUGAUAAAAUAUCUGUACUACUUAUUUGAUCUUAAGGAAUUGUAUUGGUUUCUUGAAAUGAAUAAUCUACCAAAGGAGAUACACUUACGAACGAACACGGUAAAGAUAACGAGGAAGAAUUUAAUGAAUAUUUUGAAAAGCCAAAAUAUAAAUGCAGAAGAAGGAGAAAAUUGGAAUAACGUAGGGAUAGUUAUAAACGAUGUCAACUCAAACGUAGGAUCUUUGAAUGAAUACAUGUAUGGAUAUUACAUGAUUCAAUCAGCCUCUUCUUUAAUCCCUGUGUUGGAAUUAAACGUACAGCCAGAUGAUACUGUCUUAGAUAUGUGUGCUGCCCCUGGGGGGAAGUGCACCUUCAUAUGUGCUCUCCAAAAAAAUAGAGGUUUCGUAUACGCAAAUGAUAUUAAUAAAAUGAGAUGCAAAGCUAUUGAAGCCAAUGCCUCGAGAAUGGGGAUCCAUAAUUUAGUAAUUACCUCCUUCGAUGCGUUGAAGGUUGGACAGAAGUGGAAUUUUCUAUUCGACAAAAUUAUUCUGGAUGCCCCAUGUAGUGGUACAGGAGUGGUUAAUAAAAAUAAAGGAGCCAGAAGAAAGACGCUUAAGGAAAUCAGAGAGCUCGCACAGAAGCAAAGGAAACUACUGAACAAUGCCAUCAGCUUAGUCAAAAAUGGAGGUAUAGUCGUCUACUCCACUUGUAGUAUCACCGUGGAGGAAAACGAACAAGUUAUUAAUUAUAUUUUAAAAAAAAGAGAUGUCAAUAUCCUCCCUCUUGACACCCAAAUUGGGGAUCCAGGCAUUACACACUACAGGAAGAAAGAAUUCUCCAGCAAGGUCUCCCUCUGUAGGAGGAUUUACCUGCACAAACACAACUACGACAAUUUUUUUGUGGCCAAGCUGUGGAAGCGCUCCGACGCCGUCUACACGAAGGGGGGAGUGAAGUCGACCAAGAACAACAACAUGGUUGAUAAAAACGUUAGAAAGAACAACGACAUGGUUGGUAAGAACGAUCACAACACGGAACAGAAGGGAGAUGGACAUCCCAAGUCGGGAAUUAAAAACAAAAAAAAAGGGAAAUUCCGAAAUAGAAAGGGAAAGAAGAAGAAGGAAAAGACGGGCGCACCCUCCACGAUACCAAGUGAUAAGAAGGUAAAGAAAGGGGCAUCCUUUCACAAGAGAAAAACCACGUUCAAUGGAAAGAACGCCAAGUUUGGAAAAAAAAAAAAAAAAAUACACACGGGGAGGUAA